Messenger RNA from Anopheles nili, 2409 nucleotides. RefSeq names its product protein hook (gene hook). Gene Ontology annotation, biological process: cytoskeleton-dependent intracellular transport; cytoplasmic microtubule organization. The record is from RefSeq and is a predicted model, not a curated record. The transcript is spliced from 4 exons. The coding region runs from base 1 to 2055 and encodes 684 amino acids. Gene Ontology annotation, molecular function: dynein light intermediate chain binding; microtubule binding. NCBI's taxonomy places the organism in Eukaryota, Metazoa, Arthropoda, Insecta, Diptera, Culicidae. Gene Ontology annotation, cellular component: cytoplasm; centrosome.
AUGGAAAACGAUAAAAUGGAAAUCUACGAAUCGCUGGUGCGUUGGCUGAGUGUACUGAAUGUUUCGGCUGAGCAUGAAACUGUACAGCAGCUCUCCGAUGGUGUAGCUCUCGCACAGGCACUAAACCAAAUCGCACCAGAAAUAUUCACCGAUGGCUGGCUGGCCAAGAUAAAGACCGACGUCGGGGCCAACUGGAGGCUAAAAGUGAGUAAUCUGCGAAAAAUCAUCGAGGGCAUCUACGUGUAUUACCAGGACGAGCUGAGCUUGAAUCUGUCAGAGGAGUUGCGCCCGGACGCGCUGAAGAUCGCCGAGAAAUGCGACGCCCACGAGCUGGGGCGUCUGUUGCAGCUCAUCUUGGGCUGUGCAGUGAACUGCAUCGAGAAACAGAAGUACAUCACGCAGAUCAUGGAACUCGAGGAGUCGCUACAGCGAAAUAUCAUGGCCGCGCUGCAGGACAUCGAGUACAUCUGGCAGGGCACUUCACCGUCGCGAAAUUCCAUCAACACCACCGCUAGCUUGGACGUAAAAACGCUGCAAGAGGACCGGGAUACGUUGGCGCAGAAGUGCCACGAAACGAACAAGAAGAUGUUGGUGCUGAUCGAAGAGAAGUCGGCCCUGCAGCAGGAGGUUUCCAAGUUGCAGGCCAUCGUGGGGCGGUACGAAAAUCCCAAUCUGAUCGGAGAUGACGGAACCUCGCUCGGUCCGAUCCAGUUGGGCUCCUCGAGGUACAACGAUUUGCGCAAGCUGGUGGACAGUUUGAAGGAUGAGCUGCUGCAGGCCGAAACAGCUCGGGACGACCUGAAGAUGAAGUCGAUGAUCCAGGAGAAAGAGAUCGGCGAGCUGCAGGUGAAGAUCGACGAACUACACGCGGCCUCGGCGGAGAUCGCCCAGCUCAAGGACGAAAUAGACAUUCUAAAGGAGGCGAAUGAGAAGCUGAAAAUAUGUGAAACGCAGUUACACACGUACAAGAAAAAGCUUGAGGACUACAACGAUCUCCGGAAGCAGAUCAAGUUGCAGGAGGAGCGCAGUGCGGAUUACCUGAAACAAAAUCUCGAAUACGAGGAAGAGGCCAAGAAGUACGCCGGUUUGAAGGGACAGGUAGAACUGUACAAGACAAAAAUCCAGGAUCUGCACGGCAUGCUGGACGAGGAGAUGGGCAAGACGGUCCGAGCCGAGUUCGAGUACAACCAGCUUCAAGCCGAGCUGGCGGUGAUUCAGCGUGAGAAGGAGCAUCUGCUAAACGAGCGAGAUACGCUCCGGGAGGCGUUCGAUGAGCUCAAGUGCGGCCAGGCAAUCAGUGCGGACGGCACGGGUCAUGGCAGUCAUGGUGCGGGUGGAAAUACAAUGUCGAAGGAGCUGCACUCCAACAAUCUGUACGAGCGUAUCGAGCGGUUAGAGCGUGAAAACAAGGCACUACGGGAAGGACAGGGUGGACAAACGGCACUAUCGCAAUUAUUGGAUGAUGCAAACCAGCGCAAUGAAAAGCUACGGGACCAACUGAAGACGGCGAACCAGAAGAUUCUGCUUCUCAGUCAGCACCACACGGACGACACCAGUUCCAAGAGCGAGUUAGAGAUGCAAUUGAAGCAAACGCUUGAACUCGGUGAGCAACGUUCUUCGCAAAUGGACGAACCGCAACUGCAGAUCAGCAAUAUGCACUCAAAAAUCGCCAACCUAGAGGCCGCCCUUGUCGUCAAGGAUCAGGAGCUGCAGGCGGCUGACGUGCGCUACAAGAAAUGUGUAGAAAAGGCGAAGGAGGUGAUUAAAGCCUUAGAUGCCCAUGCGAUCACCGAGGCACUUCUCAUGGAUAAGGUCGACUCGCCGAGUGGUACCGGAGUCGAAGGGAACCUGACGACGACCGGGAGUGGCACUCGGCCACCGAUGGGCCAACAGGAAGAACAACUGAUAGCGACAGCGUUCUACCGGCUCGGUAUGGCUUGCCACCGGGAGGCUGUAGACGCACGAUUGCUCAGCGGUCCGGGGCAAAGCUUUCUCGCUCGGCAACGACAGCCGGCGGCGAGGAAACCGAUGAAUGCUAAUAUUGGCAAGAAAUAACCAAACAUUGCGUUUAUCUUCUAAUCAUCCAUUUCAACGGCCUGUACGCCUGCCGGAACGGUGCCUUACCCUUAGCGAACUAGUGGUCUUGAACGGCGAGGACGACGGUAAGUUUUGUUAUCAAGGUUUUGAUUUCCUUUCGUAUGCAGUACUCUGCAGUAGAGACAAACACUGCUUCCAAUGUGGGAAUCGUGCCUUCAGCGAGCUCCCACGGAUAUUGACUUACUUUCAGCGAAAGUAGCAUUGGAUAUUUGAUUGUGCGUGCUUUUUUUAGGAGUGAGAUUGUUUGGUGUAUUAUUUAUUUUACACGGAUGAUUUACGUUUUUAAUCUUAUAUAAAUGAUCGAAUCGUAUU